UCCCAUCUAUUUUUUCCUGUGCUGUGCCGCCAUUCUUGCAUUGCUCUGUCUUUUUUCCCGUCCACACCCCUUUCUCUCUUUCCAUUCAAAAAUCGACUUCGUUUCCCUUUCUUCUUCCUUUUCUUCUUUUUCUUUCUUUUCUUCCUCAUCCUUACACUUGACACCUGCAAUCAUCUGUUCAAUUCCUUUCACUUUUGAUCAUAUACCAUACGCAACAUUUUUGUUCCUGAGCAUCAAUUGCAUUCUCUCUCUCUCUCUCUCUCUCUCUCUCUCUCUCUCUCUUUACUUUCUACCCUCUGUCAUCCUUUCUCCCUCUUCCCUCCCUCGAUUAUUAUUAUUCCAUAAGCCGUUAUGAUUUCCGCAUCCAGAAGAUACCACCCACAGUCCGAAUUGCCAUUGGGCAAAGUAGAUGACAAGGGCGCCUAUCAGCUGGUGGAUGGAAACCCAGGUGUGCGUGAUGCAGUCUCGUACCCGGAUGUUGGCGCCUUUGACGCUCUUUACAGACGUCCUCAUGACAAUCAUUCCUCGGUCGAAGAGAUGAGGAUGACAUAUGCUCUAUUCCCAGAGUUGAGCAGUCUUGAUAUGCCCUUGGAUCCCUCAUCCCAGUCAUCAUUACCAUUGACGUCUUUUAUGAACAUGCCUCCAAUCCAUGAGGGCCCCUCGCUCUUUAUGGAAUCGAAUCCCAUCACUGAAUACUCUGAAUAUUCCUAUUUCUUGCCGUCUUCUUUCGACAGCAACUUCGAGACAAUUCAUUGCUCACAGCUUGAGGUUCAAGAGAGAACCCCAUACAAUUUUUUUGCUGCGCCAACCCAUCCCAAUAAUUUUUACCCCACUGUACCUGUUUCAGCAAUGGCAAGUCCUGCAUUCACAACAGGGGAUGAGAAUGAUGUUAUGGAUGUUUCAACAGCAGCAACAGCAGAGGCAGACUCGGAUACAGAGAUGGAAGCAGAUGAUGAGACGGUGUUCAGUUUGAAGAAGAGGAAGAAGAACAGAUUGACAUCAAAGACGACUGAUCAGCGUAGGAGGAAGGAAAAGGCGCCCAAGGUUUAUACGUGUGAGUACCCAGGAUGCAAUCAUGGCAAACCGUUCAAACGGCUGUUCAACCUUCAGCAACACCUCAAGACCCACUCGCAAGUGAAACCAUUCCAAUGCGACGCACCUGGUUGUGUUUAUGCAUCGAUCCGUCGUGGAGACCUCAAGAGACAUUUGCGUGGACAUACUGGCGAGACUCCUUAUGGAUGCCCGGUUGAGAAUUGCAUGAUGCGUUUUCAGCGAGUCGAGGCUCUGACUCGUCAUAGAGCGAGAGAUCAUUAAGCUGAUUCAUUAGCAUAGCAGACACGUGAAAGGGAACAAGCAUAUAAACAUAUUUAUUCCACCAUUUUUUAUGAUAUAUAUUUAUACCUUUUU
Messenger RNA from Lobosporangium transversale, 1407 nucleotides. RefSeq lists its product as hypothetical. The transcript has a single exon. Gene Ontology annotation, molecular function: RNA polymerase II cis-regulatory region sequence-specific DNA binding; DNA-binding transcription factor activity, RNA polymerase II-specific. NCBI's taxonomy places the organism in Eukaryota, Fungi, Mortierellomycota, Mortierellomycetes, Mortierellales, Mortierellaceae. Gene Ontology annotation, cellular component: nucleus. The coding region runs from base 352 to 1314 and encodes 320 amino acids. The record is from RefSeq and is a predicted model, not a curated record. Gene Ontology annotation, biological process: regulation of transcription by RNA polymerase II.